Messenger RNA from Botrytis byssoidea, 4239 nucleotides. RefSeq lists its product as uncharacterized. Gene Ontology annotation, cellular component: chromosome. Gene Ontology annotation, molecular function: ATP binding; ATP hydrolysis activity; protein binding. Gene Ontology annotation, biological process: mitotic chromosome condensation. Lineage: Eukaryota; Fungi; Ascomycota; Leotiomycetes; Helotiales; Sclerotiniaceae. The transcript is spliced from 2 exons. The record is from RefSeq and is a predicted model, not a curated record. The coding region runs from base 1 to 4239 and encodes 1412 amino acids.
AUGUCAGAAUCCCCAGUGCGGUCCUCAAGAAGGGUCGCUUCUCGCCGGAAAGUGGUAGUGGAAUCAUCAGAUGAGGAUGAAGGUAUGGAAGUAAAGGUUGAGGAGGAAGAUGACGAGGAAGAGUUCACCCCGGCACCGAAGCGUAGUACCCGGACAGCCCCCCAGUCAAGGAGGAAAACGGCGAAUUCAAUGGCAGCUACACCUCGCACAGGCGGCCGAGCGAAGAAGAGUUUAGGAGCAGAGAAUGCUGAACCUUCGGAAAUCUUCGAUCCUGACCAGACAGCAACCCCAGCGCCAGAGUCACCUACAAAAAAGGCCGCCCCACGGAAAAGAAAGAGUGUACUGCCUACCAGAAGUGCACGCAGCUCAGUGGCACCUGAGUCAAAUCCUACUCUACCAAAACCAAAUACCUCGCAGUCUCCUGAGCCAUCCGAAAUGCACAAUAGCACAAUUCUUGCAGAUAUCACAGAGAGGCCUGGGACAUCGGACAGUCAAGCGUCGGCUGUCAAACCUAUUCGAGCAAUGGAUACAAUCAUGGAAAAGCCCAUGGAUAUUAUGCUGAAAUCAAGAACUGCGGCAGCAGCUCCAGUGGUUGAGGAUACUGGUCCAAAAUCUCGAAUAGUUAUCACUUACCUGAUUCUUACAAACUUCAAGAGUUAUGCUGGUCGCCAGGAGGUUGGCCCAUUUCACUCUUCGUUUUCCUCUGUCGUUGGCCCUAACGGCUCCGGAAAAUCUAACGUCAUCGAUUCUCUUCUUUUUGUGUUCGGCUUCAGAGCUAGCAAAAUGAGACAGGGCAAGAUUUCCGCAUUGAUUCACAAUUCAGCAGCUUUCCCGGACUUGGAUCAUUGUGAGGUUGCUGUACAUUUCCAAGAAGUGAUGGAUCAGCCAGAUGGCACCCAUCAAAUUGUUCCCAAUUCUGAUUUGGUCAUAUCUCGAAGGGCGUUCAAAAAUAACGCAAGUAAAUAUUAUAUCAACGGAAAAGAGUCAAAUUUCACCAUUGUCACGACACUCCUUCGUGAUAGAGGCGUAGAUUUAGAUCAUAAGAGAUUUUUGAUCCUUCAAGGUGAAGUCGAGUCAAUUGCACAAAUGAAGCCAAAAGCUGCAAAUGAGCAUGAUGACGGUCUUCUGGAGUAUCUGGAGGAUAUCAUUGGCACAUCCAAAUACAAGACCCCCAUUGAAGAAUCUGCUACCGAAGUAGAGACUCUAAACGAAGUGUGUGUUGAGAAGAGCGGGCGGGUUCAGCAUGUUGAAAAAGAAAAAAAUGCACUUGAGGAUAAGAAAGACAAGGCUCUUGCUUAUAUCAGGGACGAAAAUGAGUUGUCCAUGAAGCAAUCAGCGUUGUACCAAGUUUAUAUCAAUGAGUGCGGUGAUAAUCUAGCCGUUACGGAAGAGGCUAUUGGCCAAAUGCAAACACAGCUAGACGCGGAAAUGGAAAAGCAUCAGGGCAACGAAGCAGGUAUCAAGCAGCUUGAAAAGGAGUACAAAAAAGGCCAAAAGGAGUAUGAGUCGGUUGAAAAGUACACGCAAGCAAUUCUCAAGGAAAUGGCAAACCUCGAUCAAGAGCGAGUAAAGCUUGAAGAGAAGAAGAAAUUCUUGACAACAAAACAGAAGAAACUGGAAAAGACAAUUAACACAUCCGACUCUGCCAUUUCUGAAGCUCAGGCCACAAUUGAGAAGUGCACAGAAGAAAUACAAGAAGCUGCUGCCGAGAUAGCUGCAACCGAACAGAGAAUGGCAGAAGAGGAGUCGGAGCUCGCUAAUAUUAGGGAUAGUCUCAAAGGAAAAACCCAAGCAUUCUCUGAUCAAAUCGCGGCCAAACAGAAGUCAUUGGAACCCUGGAAUGAAAAGAUCAAUCAAAAACAGUCUGCUAUUGCUGUAGCGGAGAGUGAGCUCGCAAUCUUAGAUGAGAAGGCGAAUUCCGGUGACGUAGCACUUCGGGAAAUCCAAUCAAAGGUCCAGGCCAUAGAGGAAAGCAGGGAGGCUAAACUAGAAGAACUCGAGCAAUGCAGAGGGCAAAGGGCGAAGUUGGAAAAGGACGGUGCUCGGUUACAAGCCGAACUCACGCAGUUGUCUCAGAAGGAGCCGGAAUUCCGCGCCAAACUAUCUGGGGCUCGCCAAAAAGCCGACGAAGCUCGUGCUAGUCUUUCAAACACUCAAACUCAAGGAAAUGUCCUGACUGGUCUGAUGAGACUUAAAGAAUCUGGGCGAAUUGAUGGUUUCCAUGGCCGACUGGGAAAUUUAGGCACAAUUAACCAACAAUUCGACAUUGCAAUUUCUACUGCCUGUGGAGCCCUUGAUAAUUUUGUAACGGAUACAGUCGAGGCUGGUCAGCAGUGUAUCGAAUAUCUUCGAAAGACUAACCUCGGACGAGGUAACUUUAUGUGUUUGGAUAAAUUAGGAAAUCGUGAUCUCUCACCCAUCCAAACACCAGAAAACGUUCCUCGUCUCUUUGAUCUCAUCAAGCCAAAAGAUGACAAGUUUAGACCGGCAUUCUUCCACUCAUUACAGAAUACACUUGUAGCUAAAGAUUUAGCACAAGCUAAUCGCAUCGCUUACGGAGCUAAAAGAUGGCGUGUCGUGACCUUGGAUGGCCAGCUGAUUGACAAAUCGGGUACUAUGUCUGGUGGUGGAAACACGGUCAAGAAGGGGUUGAUGUCUUCAAAGCUGGUUGCCGAAGUCUCAAAAGAGCAAGUUUCAAAGUUGGAAGUAAACAGAGAUGAGCUUGAGAAAACUUUCCAGAAGUUUCAAGAUCGCCAAAGAGACUUAGAGACGAGACUUAAAGAUAUAAAUCAUCAAAUACCGCAACUCGAUACGAAAAUGCAAAAGCUCGGUCUAGAGGUAGACAGUUCUGAGCGAAACCUAGUAGACGCACAGAGACGAAUCAAAGAGUUGAGCAAGGAGCAUCAGCCAUCUCAGACAGAUGAUAGUCGAGUAUCUGCAUUGAAGAAGGACAUCGCAAAGCUUCAAAAAGAAAUUGAGAAACUUCAUGCGGAGACAGCAAGCGUUGAAGGUGAAAUCAAAGCUCUCCAGGACAGAAUUAUGCAAGUUGGUGGUGAGAAGCUUCGUGCUCAGCGUGCUAUGGUGGAUUCUUUAAAAGAAGAGAUUGAUACCCUCAGCCAGGCCAUGUCAACAGCAGAAGUGACCAAAACCAAGGCUGAAAAACAAAUCCUUAAACACGAGAAAGAUCAUGCUAAGGCUACUAAGGAGAUACAGGCUUCUAUUGCGGAUCUAGAAGCACUAGAGCAGGAGAUUCAGAAUCAAGGAUCAAGCUCUGAAGGAUCACAAGCUCGAGUUGAUGAAGCCCAAGAGACUCUGAGAGAGAAGAAAAAAGAGCUUAGUGCUCUCAAAGCUGACCUUGAUGAGAAAACUACCGAACUCAAUGAGACCCGCGCAGUUGAGAUUGAAAUGCGCAACAAGCUUGAAGAAAACCAUAAAGUAUUGACUGAGAAUCAAAAGCGACUAAGAUAUUGGCAAGAAAAGUUGGGUAAGCUUACUCUGCAGAGUGUUAGUGACUUGGGCGAAGAAGUUGAGCAAGAGGAACUUCCUACUUUUACCAGAGACGAACUCGCCGAUAUGAGCAAGGAGGCAUUGAAGGGAGAGAUCGCAAUUUUGGAAGAGAAAACUCAAAAUGUCAAUGUCGAGCUUGGUGUUCUUGCAGAAUAUCGUCGAAGAGUUGAAGAACAUGCUGCGAGGAACCAAGACUUACAAAGUGCUGUAACUCAAAGAGACACAGCCAAGAAACGCUGCGAUGAUUUGCGACGCCUUCGUCUCGAAGGCUUCAUGGAAGGUUUUAGUACAAUCUCCCUUAGACUUAAAGAGAUGUACCAAAUGAUCACCAUGGGAGGGAAUGCCGAGCUGGAACUAGUGGAUUCGCUGGAUCCAUUCUCGGAGGGGAUUUUAUUCAGUGUGAUGCCACCAAAGAAAUCUUGGAAAAACAUCUCCAAUUUGAGUGGUGGUGAAAAGACAUUGAGUAGUUUGGCACUGGUGUUUGCUUUGCAUCACUAUAAACCCACACCUUUAUAUGUAAUGGACGAGAUUGACGCUGCUCUUGAUUUUAGAAAUGUUUCCAUCGUAGCGUCUUACAUCAAGGAACGAACAAAAAACGCACAAUUCAUCGUUAUCUCGCUGCGAAACAACAUGUUUGAACUCGCGAGUAGGUUGGUCGGAGUAUACAAGGUCAAUCAUAUGACGAAGAGCGUGACGAUAGAAAAUAAGGAUUACAUCACGGGUCGAGCAUGA